AUGGUGAUAGCGACGAAGAUUCGUACCAGCAGCAUUAGCAGCAACAUUGAGGAUAGCAUUGACGCCAAGUUGUCGAACAUGUUCAUCGGCUCGAGCGGCAACAAGGACACCACCACCGGUGGAAUGGUGCCGGAACCGAUCGGUGGGACCGUUCGCCGUGCGCUCGUUGCCGCAAACCGUGAGGACCGUGCCGUCGUCGGAUUGUCCGAAUCGAUAAACGCCCUCUCGAAGACGCCGGAAGAUUUUCUCUUCUGCUUUCUGGCUGCUUCGGGAAAUCCGGCCAACCACAUGCAUCAGGUGUUGCUGGAGGCGUUCUGUUUCGAGCAUGACAUUUACAUAAUUAAGGUUGAUAGCGCAGAAAAGUUAAGUCGAAUGCUCGGUACGCAGCGCAUUGAAUCGUGCGCCUUGCUGCAGAAGAGCUGGUCCGAGGAAUGCAACGAAACCAUCACCGAGGCGGAGGACCAGCUCGUGGACUACUGCGAGGAACACUGGGAAUCGCCCAUUAAGCCCAUUGUUAAGCUACCGGAAAAGUAA
Molecule: messenger RNA, 534 nt
Organism: Anopheles marshallii
Lineage: Eukaryota; Metazoa; Arthropoda; Insecta; Diptera; Culicidae
Exons: 2
Coding region: 1-534 (177 amino acids)
Biological process (GO): regulation of cell cycle
Cellular component (GO): cytoplasm; nucleus
Source: RefSeq, a predicted model, not a curated record